CCUGGGGAGGCAGAUAUAGAGUGUUCUGCUUGGGAUGAAACUCAUUCCUCCACCGCCCCCUCCCCAAAGCAAGAACAAAUUUAGAAAUAAAAGCCCUUUUUGCAAAUAAGGCAACUACUUCUGCUUUUCUGCACAUGAAAAAAUAGUUCCACCCCAUGGUCUUGGUCACAGCCUACCACUUGACUGUGCAGAGCAGGACAGGACGACUCUUUGGACUGCUGCUGCCUGGGGCAGCACCUGCCUGCAUGGCCCAGGGCGUGGUCUAUGCUGACCUGAAGUUUGCUACGGCCCCACCAGUCACCACCCCCACCUGCCCCACAGCCCCUGAUGAGGAUGACAGCCCCUAUGAGAACUUGCCGCUGGGGCCCGUGCCCACAGUGCCCAGCCCAGGGCGCUGGCCCCGCCGUUGGCGCAUCCCCAGAAGGCUGCUGGCAGCCAGUCUGCUGGUGCUGCUGGUGCUGCUGGUGGUGGCUGCUGUGUCCCUGGGGGCUUGCUACUGGCAGGUCACCCAAAGCCUGCAAGCUGCCUCCCGGGAGCACGCGGCCGAGCAGGGCCGCCUGUCGCAGGAGGUGAGCGCGAGGGAGCAGAGCCUGGAGCAGACACGCGUGGAGCUGGCGUGGGCCAGAGCGGAGCUGCAGAGAGCGUGGCAGGAGGGCAACAGCAGCCAGAAGGAGCUGGGGAGCCGGGAUGCUGAGCUGGGGCGUGCCAGGCAAGAGCUGACUGUGCUGCAGCAGGAGACGCAGGAGCUGCGGGGAGCGCUCAGGGACAGCAACAGCACUGUGAACAUCCUGCGUGCCUGCGUGAAUACAGAUUGCUGCCCCUCAGGCUGGGUACUCUACAGGAGUAAGUGCCUCUUCAUCUCCAUGCAGAAGACGACUUGGUUUGAGAGCUCUGAGGACUGCAGAAAGAAAUCUGCUCACCUGCUGGUCCAAGGCAGCUGGCCAUCAUGGACGGUGCCGGAUUUUACACAGCAGUAUGGUGCCAGGUACUGGGUUGGAGAUACAUACUGGAAUACGUACAAUGAAACAGUAGGAUCUUCUGUCGAUGUAUGUUUUCUGGGAAGAUAAGCAGCUACUCAUGCAGCAGACCGCUUCCAUGGAUCUGUGAGAAGCCCCCAGAUUUGAGCAGCCCAUCCAAGCCCCUCAAUCCUCUCUCAGCCAAGAGGUGAACUCUGAGACCCCCCUCUCCAUCACAGGACUGGGACUGAGGAACAGGAGCUGGAAGUGCACAGCAAAGACGCUCUUCCCCUCCUGGACAGCUGUACCCCCACACUGUUGCCUCAGCUGCAUUGCAAAGCUCUGGGGAUACAGGUUGGGAAGUGUCUGCAUUU
Cuculus canorus (common cuckoo) is the source of this 1330-nucleotide messenger RNA. RefSeq names its product B-cell differentiation antigen CD72-like. Gene Ontology annotation, molecular function: transmembrane signaling receptor activity. The transcript has 6 exons. Gene Ontology annotation, cellular component: plasma membrane. The coding region runs from base 156 to 1067 and encodes 303 amino acids. The record is from RefSeq and is a predicted model, not a curated record. Lineage: Eukaryota; Metazoa; Chordata; Aves; Cuculiformes; Cuculidae.